UAAUUAUAACGUAAAAAAUAAUUUGGAGCGUUUCUUUAUAAAGGGGUUUUCAAUAUAAGUGAAACGCAUAAGUAUACUUCUUGAAAAAAAUACUUCACUUAUUUGUUUUACUCUUGUUUUAAAGUAAACAAAUAUCACUUUGCAAUAGCUUUGUCUUUUUAGACACUAAUUGUAAGUACAUAUUGUGUUAUAUUUGAGUGUUACAAUGCGGGUGCUGUACAUAUUCCUGUUAUCGGUUUUCAUCGGGAGCGUUUUUGGAAGAGCAACUGAUCCUAAGGAACCAGAAUUUAAUAACUCAAAUGAAUCAGGUGAAGUAACAACUAAAUCAAACGAAUUAAAUGGAUCAAACGAAACACCUGAAUCAAAUGACUCUAAUAGUACUCCAACACCAAAUAAAAAAAGAUCAUCAAAUAAAGAAUCAACAAUAGAUGACACAGGCAAUAGUUUGACUACUGAAUGUAACAAUCAUCGAGGUCCAGAUUCUGAAGAGGAGAAAAAUCCAAAUAAAUCAAAUGAUAGAAAUAAUUUUGGCGAUAGAAUGUUUUCCGACAUGACCAACAUGCUUAGAAAGAUCGGAAGAAUUUAAGGCUUUUGUUAUGGAAUACGUUACCUUUAAAUAAAAUAAAAAAGAAAGUGAAGGACAAUUUCUUGUUAACAUCAUAAUUACCAUCUCGUUAACAAUCAUAAUGUUUUUAAAUUAUUAAACGCUUUAUCUGUGAAAGUACAUAUAACAUAAUCUUUACUAUUAUUAGACAAUUUGAAUAUACUUUCUUUUGAAUAUGUUUCUUUAAAUAUGCUAAAUUUUAAAUCAUAAUAAUAUUAUAUGUACUUUGCAGCUGUUAAAUAAAUAAUAUUAAACAGUUGUGAAUUUUAUUGUAAAGCUAUAUUUCGUAAAUUCCACACAAUUAUUCGCAAAUAACAGAAAAAUAUUAUACUGCAAGUGAGAAAUAAACAAACUAUAAAAUUUUGUGCAAA
Molecule: messenger RNA, 975 nt
Organism: Monomorium pharaonis (pharaoh ant)
Lineage: Eukaryota; Metazoa; Arthropoda; Insecta; Hymenoptera; Formicidae
Exons: 6
Coding region: 206-586 (126 amino acids)
Source: RefSeq, a predicted model, not a curated record